Messenger RNA from Sitodiplosis mosellana (orange wheat blossom midge), 2840 nucleotides. It is a transcript of the gene casp, whose product is annotated as FAS-associated factor 1. NCBI's taxonomy places the organism in Eukaryota, Metazoa, Arthropoda, Insecta, Diptera, Cecidomyiidae. The record is from RefSeq and is a predicted model, not a curated record. Gene Ontology annotation, cellular component: endoplasmic reticulum; nucleus. The transcript is spliced from 9 exons. The coding region runs from base 448 to 2568 and encodes 706 amino acids. Gene Ontology annotation, molecular function: ubiquitin binding.
GGAUUCAUUCGACUUGUCAAAUGUUUUUUUUUUAUCACAUAGACACAAAGAUUCAAGUGUAUUAGAUUCACAGUGACACAGAAAGAAUACGUUGUAUAGCACAAUAAAAAGAGUAAUCAAAAAAACAGCAUAAGCUUUUGUUGUGUGUGCAGUAGUAAGAACGAACGAACGAACGGUCCAACGAUUUAUAAACUAUUCGCAGAAGGAAAUCUCAUAACAAAAGAAAACAAUAAAAAAAAAUUCGUCAAUACACUACACUGUCUUUCUCGUGCUGCAUAAAAAUCGAGAGCGAUUCUCAUUGUUACAUUAGCGAAACAACAUUGCGAAAGAAAAUUUUCUAUAAUAAAACUGAUUGAAAGUCAAAUUUUCUUUUAUUAGUUAGACGGGAUAUUUCGAAGUUUAGUACAAAAAAAAAGAGAUUCGUUUUUUUCUUGUGUGUGAAAAAAAAUGUCUGAAAAUCAGGAAACACAAGAGACGCAAGAGGAAAUUUUGGCCAAUUUUCAGAGUAUCACUGGUAUAGACGAUGUAGCCGAAGCGAUAUUCUACUUGGAAGAAAGUAACUGGGAUUUAUUGGCGGCUGUGAGCAGAGUUCUUCCGCAAGACCACGUUGAACCAUCCACAUACAAUGCGAAUUCGAUGAAUAAUUUAAACAUUGCUGGCUUAUCAUCGAAUGAAAAUCGAAUGCCAGCAUCACCCUCAGCGCUGUUACAAAGAAACAUUUUUGGGUCCGAGCCGAUGUCAGCUACCAGUUCCAAUUCGAAUGAAUGCAAUUUACAAAAUUUGAACGAUGAAGGCAUGGAUGACGAACACAAUAACCAAACAAAUGGCGAGUGCUCGGUAGCCCAUUCUUCAGCAGCUAGUUCACCAAAGGACAUUAAAUUUAAUAUUCAUCACAAGUAUACAACACACAAUGUUGUUGUCUCCGACCGAUCAACAAUAGGUGACUUGAAAGCCAGAAUAUUUGAGGUUACUUCCAUUCCGACGUGUCGCCAAUCGUGGUGCGGCUGGGUUCAGUCAUCAGAAAAUUCGGAUGAUUCCACUGAAUUGCACACGAUGAAUUUGUCCGAUGAAAAUGAAUUGAUUGUGAACGACGUUCAAGAUCUCAUUGGCGCUGUUGACGAUACGGAUGUGGAGCGACUCACGCGAACAUUCACAUUGAACAUCAUGCUUGGUGGUACAGAUAAUACAUCGCCACUGCAAUUGAAUUUUCCCGGCACACGAAGCAUUGCCGAUGUGAAGAAGGACGUUUAUUCGGUGACAAACAUUGCGGUCCGUCACCAACAAUGGCACGGGUGGCCAUCCGGAGUGUCCGAUGAUACAACGCUAGCGUUGGCUGGCAUUCCAUACGAACACAAUUUAGUUUUAAACACAGCCGACACAACACCGACAAAUCAGAACAAACCAAACCAAACGGGUGCAAUUGCUUCAUCCAAUGCCAGAUCGAAUCACAACAACGAACUGAUCGAAGUCGAUUCGGACAGUUCAAUCGACGAAUUUGAAGAUGCUUCUGAUUUCAAUGGUGACGAUGACAUCUUCGCUGCACCUGCAGCGAAUCGACGACGCAACGACUUGAUACCCGAUGGCACUGACAACGAACGAUUGGGAUGCACUCAAUUCAUUCAAAAUUACAGAGAACGGUAUGGCGAACCAUAUCCGCAUUUCUUUGAAGGUACGCUCGAAGAGGCUCUCGGUGAAGCUUGUCAUAAACCAGCUAAAGACCGAAAACUGCUAGCAAUUUAUUUGCAUCACGACAAAAGUGUGUUGGCCAAUGUGUUUUGUGAUCGUGUCAUGAAGAACGAUACAAUUCGACAAACGAUAGAGCAUAAUUUUAUUUUAUACGGCUGGGAUCUAACCAACGAAAGCAACAAAAAUCUGUUUUUAUCAUCAUUGUCGGCGUGCGCUGGCAACAGCAGUGCAUUACUUCCACUUCGUACAAUGCAAACGAGCCGUUUGCCAGCGAUUCUGGUCAUUUGCAAAUACCGUAGUGUUUGCGAGGUUUUGUCUGUGAUAUACGGUGACGUUAGCAUAGAUGAUUUGUUGAACAAACUGAUGGACACAAUGAAACUGUAUUCGGAGCAACGUGACGUUGAGGUGCGCGAAGAGGAUGAACGGGCCGCACGUGAAUUAGUUAAAAUGGAACAAGAUGCUGCGUACCAUGAAAGUUUGGAGGCUGACCGACGAAAGGAGGAGGAAAAAAUGCAAAAAGAACGUGCAAUUGCAUCGGAACGACAACGAUUGGAAUUGGAACGACAGGAAAUUGAAAUGAUACGCGAAAUGAACCGUUUGGAGGCUGAGAAAAAUACGCCACCCGAACCAGCCGAAGAUGCUGAAGGCACCACAAAAAUUCGCAUUCGAAAACCGACCGGUGAAUUUAUGGAACGACGUUUCUUUGCUGCCGACAAAUUGGACACGCUCUUGAAGUUUGUCGCAUCAAAAGGUUUCCCCAUCGAUGAAUACAAGGUUAUCUCGAGUUGGCCACGUCGCGAUCUAACAAUGUUGGAUAAAAGCGAAACGAUGCUGCAUCACAAACUUUGUCCUCAGGAAACGGUGAUUCUCGAAGAGCGAUGAUCAUCAUUUGGUUCGGACGUGUAAACACGAAAAAAAAAAUAGAAAACCAACACAUUCACAAAUGAAAUCAAACCCUUUAAUCAUUAGUGUUUUUUUUUCCUCCUGUCAAUUCAUUUUUUUACCGUUGAACAUGCUUUCAAAGUGGAUGUAAUUUAGUUUAUAAAUCUUUAAGCGAGAAACAAAAAAAAAAACAAAAAAAAAAACAAAAAAUAUGAAAUAAUGAUAGUAACAGUAAAAUGAAAAUGACAUUUGUAUUCGGAAAAACUCUAAAA